Molecule: messenger RNA, 507 nt
Organism: Ananas comosus (pineapple)
Lineage: Eukaryota; Viridiplantae; Streptophyta; Magnoliopsida; Poales; Bromeliaceae
Product: probable 6-phosphogluconolactonase 4, chloroplastic
Exons: 1
Biological process (GO): carbohydrate metabolic process; pentose-phosphate shunt
Molecular function (GO): 6-phosphogluconolactonase activity
Source: RefSeq, a predicted model, not a curated record
UCCAACUGCUCUAAAAUUUCUUUUCUUCCCUUUCUUGUUUCAUCACAGGUUCCAAUUCCGCCAGGUCAAGUAUAUGCAAUCAACGAUUCUUUAUCCCCUGAGGGUGCAGCUGAUGACUAUGAAACCUGUCUGAAGCAACUUGUCAAGGAUGGAAUCAUCGCACUGUCAGCCUCUUCUGGGUUCCCCAGAUUCGAUCUCAUGCUACUGGGAAUGGGCCCGGACGGCCACAUUGCCUCUCUCUUCCCUGGGCAUCCCCUUAUCAACGAGAAGGAGCGGUGGGUUACGUUCAUUAAGGACUCGCCAAAGCCGCCGCCGGAGAGAAUCACAUUUACUUUCCCUGUGAUCAACUCUUCUGCAUACAUUGCAAUGGUGGUCACUGGAGCUGGAAAGGCCAGUGCCGUGCUCAAGGCUUUUGGGAGUGAGGAGAGCUCUGCAGAUUUGUUGCUGCUUGAUCUUAUUUUCGCAAAAACAAAAAACCAGCAGAUUUUUUAAGCGAAUGGGCCAAAA